AUGGCUUUCAUCCACUCCUCCACUAAACUAAUUUGCGGAGGCACUCUCAUCACCCAGCGUUUUGUCCUGACAGCAGCACACUGUCUUUACGAAGGAAUGGCUGUAAAGGUGCGCCUUGGGGAGUACGACGAUACCACCACAGAGGACUGCGUCAACAAGGUCUGCAUUCCGCAAACCGAAGAGUACAACGUCGACAUGGGAAUCCGGCAUGGGAAAUAUUCCGAGUCAAGAAACCUGAACGACAUCGCGCUUCUACGUCUGGAUAGGUUUGUCACCUACAAAGACCACAUCAAACCCAUCUGCAUAAUCUUGGACACCUCGAAAAGGCACGUUGUUCAAAGUAUGCAGUGGUUUAUUGCCACGGGAUGGGGUGAGACCAAAACGAACCGGACCAAAGGAGCUCUGCAGACCGUGACGCUCCAGCGUUUUGAUCCGAAGCUUUGCUUUGAGUCUCUGGGCAGGAUGGUGCAGGAGAACCAGUUCUGCGCCGGAAGCCAUGGAGGCGACACCUGCAGCGGCGACUCCGGCGGUCCCCUCAUCCGGGAAGUAAGCCACAUGCGGGUGGUACGAAACGUGCAGUUUGGAGUGGUCAGCUACGGCAGUACUGGUUGCACCGGCAUCGGGGUCUACACGGACGUCUAUAGCUACACGAAUUGGAUCGCACAAGUAGUGCGGGAAAAUACCCAUUUACCGGCACCAAGGUUGCCGAAUAAUUUAUAUUGACAAAUAUAUGGGAGUUAUAGGUACUACCUGCAAUGGGAACAAGACUUUUGGGAAAGCUUCAUCGCGAUAGCUUUAAAACUA
Drosophila takahashii is the source of this 804-nucleotide messenger RNA. It is a transcript of the gene Erasp, whose product is annotated as Endoplasmic reticulum stress-associated serine protease. Gene Ontology annotation, molecular function: serine-type endopeptidase activity. The record is from RefSeq and is a predicted model, not a curated record. Gene Ontology annotation, biological process: proteolysis. NCBI's taxonomy places the organism in Eukaryota, Metazoa, Arthropoda, Insecta, Diptera, Drosophilidae.